AAAAGAAAGAAAGAAGAAAAAAAAAAAAGUGACUGGGGAGAAGAGAUAUAGGAACUGGCUCCUAAUCACAUUGCAAAUUUUCCUUAACUUGAGCCAAGAAAAUUUGGGUUCUCGUUCAUUUUGUCUUUAUAACUCACACUCAUCUAUGAGUAUUUUUCUGUGCUUUUUGUUUACAAGUUUUAAUCUUGAAUCUGAAACUAGGUUUUUGUUUUAUGUUGUGGUUCAGGUUCCUGAAGAUGGCAAUGAAGACUCUUUCUGGAACCUGCUCUUCCGACCUCUUGUCUCUCUUCAGAGGAGUUUUCUGCAUCAUUAGGCCUAGACUUGCUUCUCCUGGGAAAGUCUUCUUUUGCUGCAGAAUCAGUUCAUCUACUGAUGCUCCAGUGCAUGAAUUGUUCAACUUGAGUGUAGUACCUCCAACCCUGUUAGCAUCUGAAAGAAAAGAAGCCAAGUCUGUGUUAACCUUGUUCUUGAUGCAACAAGGUCUGAGCAAGGCAGUUGCUGCAAGAACCAUUACUAAAUCAAAUCAUUUUAUUGAACACCUUGUCUCAAGGCUUUAUUCUGCUCAUAAAUCUGGGUAUCUUGUAGGAAGAGAGCUCACAACUCCCGAGAUUAGGGACACCCUUAAUCCUUAUCUUCAAUCACUCGUUGAAGAGCAUGGAAACUUUAUGGUUGAUUUUGUGAAGAACUUUCCUAGUGCACCUAUCCAAAAAAAGCCAGCUUUGCCAGUUUGUCGAUCCCAUUCCAGCCUUUACUCCAAGAAGCCAGAAGCAGUUUCUUUUGUAAGUGCCCCAAGUCCAGCAGCGGAUCUAUGCCCUCAAUUUCUCUACCUCUUAGAGCUUGGCAUGGAUCUUGAGAAGAUCAAGUUAUUAACACGCAGAUAUCCUAAUUUUUCCUACUACAGCUUAGAGGGGAAAAUCAAACCACUAGUUGAGUUUCUUCUUGAUCUUGGGGUACCUAAAUCAUGUAUUCCUACUAUUCUCAGUCGAAGACCUUCCUUGUGUGGACAUAGUUUAUCUAAAAAAAUAAUACCCAGCAUGAUAUACUUGGAAGAUUUGGGUGUGGACAAGAAACAGUGGGCAAAAGUUAUAUGCCGCAGCCCUGAUCUCCUCUGUCACAGCAGGCAGAAGGUUCAGGCAAUCGUUAAUUUCCUACAUGAGUCUGGCUUAUCAGGUGAUAGCAUUGGUAACAUCUUAACUAAGUUCCCAGCAAUUGUAGGUUACAGUUUGGAAGAUAAUCUCCGGCCAACAGCCAAGUACUUCAAACAGUUGGGGGUUAAUGCUGCCAUCAUUCUCUGCAGAUCUCCAGUGACAUUUGGUCAUAGUAUUGAGGGCCAUCUCAAGCCAGUGACCAAUUUUUUCUUGGAAAGGGAAUUCAGUGUGGAAGAAGUUGGGACCAUGGUUUCAAGAUAUACAGGUCUAUAUACAUUGAGCCUGACAGAGAACUUGAUUCCAAAAUGGGAGUUCUUUCCGACCAUGGGAUAUUCAAGACCUGAGCUGGUUAAGUUCCCUCAGUAUUUUAGUUACAGUUUGGAACAAAGAAUCAAACCACGUUUUGCACUAGUGAAGGGGUUAGGAAUGAAAAUGGUGCUUAGCAGCAUGUUAGCACCAUCCCAGUGUAACUUUGAGAAAGUUUUGAUAAGGAACAGGAAGAACUUACUUGCUGACAAGGGUUCAAGUCAUACAGAGGACAAGUAAUGCUCUGUGGUCGGGAACUGGAUUUUAUGACUUCUGAGUGGAGUACCCAUUUAAAUGAAGCAUCCCAAUGGUACAAUUGCCUAAUCAAAACUGGGGAUUUCUCUUCAAUGUUUUGAAGAAUAGUUAGCUGAUUAAGAAACAGUUACAUUUGAAGAACAAAAGCAAGCCAAUUUUCAGGCUGACGUCAACAAUUUUGUUAGGUAUGAUCAAAUUAGUCUUCACAGAAGUUGUCAUCAAAAUUUUCUCUAUAAUCCCUAUCUUUACAGAAUUUUUCAUCAAAUUAGUAUCCCGAAGAUACAUAUGGAAUUGUAUUGUAUCAUUGUUGUUUAGAAAAGCUUCUCUUCCUUAUGAUGCAAAUAUGCAAAUUUUUUGUUGCAAUUGUUUUUGUACUUGAGCGUAUGCCUUGAAUGUAAUGACUGUAUCACUUGUUUCUUUUGAA
This is a messenger RNA of Mangifera indica (mango), 2133 nucleotides long. Its product is annotated as transcription termination factor MTERF5, chloroplastic-like. The record is from RefSeq and is a predicted model, not a curated record. The transcript has 4 exons. Bases 213 to 1694 code for a protein of 493 amino acids. Gene Ontology annotation, biological process: regulation of DNA-templated transcription. Gene Ontology annotation, molecular function: double-stranded DNA binding. Lineage: Eukaryota; Viridiplantae; Streptophyta; Magnoliopsida; Sapindales; Anacardiaceae.